UAACUUGUUUGAUAUGGAUAGUGUACAUGUGUCCCCCGUCUCAACGAUUAGAACAGUCCAUGAAAAACAUGGCUGCGCCCAUGGACACAGCAACUCCGCAUGGGCCUGAAACACCGAUGGAUAUUACUGGUGUAACCAUCGUGCAUGAUCCCAUUAAGGGGAAAUGCCUCCAUGCCACAAGAUCUUUCAAGGAGGGAGAGGUUAUCUUCAGGGAGAAACCCAUAGUAUCCUGCCAGUUUUUAUGGAAUGCGAUGUAUAAAUACACUGCGUGUGACCACUGCAUGCGCUCCAUGGAGACAGCUGAGGCCAUGAGCAGGCGACUGGCCAACAGUCACAGUCUGGUGCUCCCCUUCCCACAAUGCUGUGCUGUCAAACUAGAGCAGCAUGUCACAUGUCCUCACUGUCAGGUACUGUACUGUAGUGAGAGUUGCAGACAGGAGGGUUGGAACAAGUACCACAGGGUCCUGUGUCUGGGACCUUCUGUUAAUGAUCCAGAGCAUCCCAUCAACAAACUAGCAGAAACCUGGAGAAAUAUACACUACCCUCCAGAAACGGCCAGUAUCACGAUGAUUGCCAGAAUGAUAGCCAUGGUCAAGCAGGCAGCGGACAGGGACAGUCUUCUCCAGACCUUUGCUGGUUUCUGUCAGGCGACCACUAACCAGGAGGAACACAUGUCACACAAGCUGCUAGGAGCAGAAUUCCAGGAUCAGCUGGAACUACUCCGAGGACUCCUGACUGAGGCACUGUAUGAGGAAAGUUUGGAUCAGUGGUUUACUCCUGACGGCUUCAGGUCAAUUUUUGCAAUGAUUGGAAGGAAUGGACAAGGAAUUGGGACAAGUUCCCUCAGUGUGUAUGUGCACAACUGCGAUGCACUGGAGCUUCCAUCUCAGGACAGGGAAAAACUUGAUGCAUUCAUCGAUCAGCUCUACGUGGACAUGGAACAUGAGUCAGGAAGUUUCCUGAAUUGUGAGGGAUCUGGACUUUACAUUCUGCAGAGUUGCUGUAACCACAGCUGCGAGCCUACUGCUGAACCAUCAUUUGAUGAAAGCAAUUAUGUACUCAGUAUGAGAGCCCUUCGAGACAUUACUGAGGGAGAGGAGUUGUUCAUCUGUUAUUUGGAUGAAUGUGAGAGAACAAGGAGUAGGCACAGUAGACAGAAGUUAUUAAGGGAGAAUUAUCUCUUUUCCUGCACAUGUGAGAAGUGCACCAGGGAGGCAGAAGACCCAGAUGUCACAUCCAGUGAAGAGGAAGAAGAUGAAGGAGAUGGAGAGAGUGAUGAACAGUGACCGGUGCCGCCUAUUUCCGGGCCAUUCAGACUAGGAAAAUCAAUCAUUGGAGUACACCUGCAUUUGUUGGGGCUGUAAAUUGGGACUGCACGAUAUAAUAACUUGAUUGACUGGUUCUGUUGAGAAAUAUUUCUAAAGCAAGAUGAAUAUGAAAGAGGUUCAUUUCCUAGCAUUCUCUACUUUUAUUUCCAUUGAAGCUCUUUAAAAAUAGUCAAUUUUCCUGUCACAAAUGAUUUGUAUUAGUACUUUUUAUAUGUGUACACUUGUCGUUUUAUGCUCAUAAAGAUGAUAGCCUCAACUAUGAUUCAAUAAACAUUGGACAAACUGUAGGAUCCAAAUUUACACAUUAAUGCAUAAUGCAAUGUAUUGUGUAACUAACACUAACAGCAUAUCACAAACAUUCAGCCACGAUCAGGAGAUGUAUGAACAGUACUGGUAGCUUAGGAGAAGGCUCAACUCUUGAAUCAAAUGCCAGUUUGUAAUAGCCUGAAAUAGUUGAAAUGGAUUUCUUAAGAGAGAUGCUUACAUGUAUGUUCAAAAUCCAGAUUACUGCUGUUGGAGUGAUUCUUAAGUAUUAUGCUCUUAUGUUUUGAGAAGAAGGAAGGAAAUUUUAACUGGUGCCUUUAGUGAUGACAAUGUGGACUACUUGUACAAAUAUGCUGUCACACGCAAUCUAACAUUGCAUACAACUAAGAUUUACAACUUUUCAUGCAACCUGUCAUUUAGGUUCAGGUAGAAUUACAAGACUUUUGCAUUUGAGGGGUAACAUUAUAAUUUAAUGUGACCUGAGUAUUUGUAGGAGAUGAUAUCUCUGUGUGAUCUGCCCCAUGUUGUAUCCAGAUCAGCAGAAGCUUUGUAAACGGAAAUUUACACUCCAUGGCUAAGGCCCUGUGAUCUUUAGUCUGGUUUACAGAGUGGUAAUCUCAUGAGGUAGAAAGUCCUGAUGUCAACAGUUGCUAUGUUUGCCUCAGGUUUGUGAAACAUUAGCAUACCGUAUGGUCUAGGCAGUUGUCUGCCCUCAUGCUCUAAUGGGUAUAACCUUUACAUAAUCCUGGGCUCUUCCAGUUUUAGAUGUUUGCCCAUUCUCCCAGUUUCAUAGAGCUUUGCUCCGAAUCAAGCACCAAAGACGAGGAUUAGGUUUCAAAUGGCUUCAUGUGAAUUUCGUGAAAGUUUGUGAUACUGUUGACGAUGGGUUGGCGGAAACGGCUGCCCGGUCGGUUGGCAGAAACGGCUGCCCGGUCCGGAGGUUGGUUUUGGGGUUUUUGAGUGUACCAAAUGUAAACAACAUGGCUUGCUGUCACAACAGUGAUUUAGGUGCAUUUCUCGUGUAGGCUGAUCCUAUGUUGAACAGUAGCACUAAUAUCGUAAACAUUACCGUAAUUACCGUAAUAACAGUGUAAUUGCGAUCUUAUACACGUUUAUGGUAAACACCAGAUUUUGGUGAUGCCAGCUCAUUAGCGCUUAAGGUCGAUAAUGAGCCGCGUGUCCUUUACUGUAAGAACUGAUUAGCACCUUGAUUUUUUUUUUUUCGAAAAUGUUAUCCCCAACACUAGUUUUAUACUUUGAAAUAAGAAAACUGUAGGUUGGAUUGAUUGGAUUGUGUAAUUCAUCGGAGGUUUUCGGCGCACAUAACAUUGUAGGUCAUUGACCCGAAAUAUGCAGAGUGUGUAGACAUGUGGAUAUGUGUGAAGCUCUUCUAAUAGGGGACAGUAGUAAACUUUAUCAUUACUUGCUCUUCGGAGUAGCUUUAAACAAAUAAGAUGUGGGCAUUGAUCAGAGUAUGAGUCAUUCGUGUUGAAGAUUAAUUGCUAAUUAAAAAAUUUUCUUGAGCUGACCGCGUCCACGUUGUUUAUUGCGGUGUUAUUUGGGCUCUAGCCGCCCUGACGAUCUGAGACUGGAUGGGAUUCUGCUGACUCUUGGUGCUUCGGCCACGAACACAUUUUGUUAAAUCCUUAGUUAAAUCUUUAUUAUCUGCGGGUUUCUUCAUUUCCGACAUGUGAGAAAAUAGUAUCGUGAUCAAAGAAUUGCAGUUUCAGGCUGUUUGAUUAAUAAUCAACUAUGUUCUCAUUAAUAUUCCGUCUACACGGUAUUCAAAAGACGAAUAUUCUUAAUAUUACCGACCGCUCUCCAUGUGAUAUGGCCCGUAAAUACGGCCGUAAUUACGAUCAGAUUUACAACAUGUACAUGAUUACCCUUGUCGUAAUUUAGAUACAGAAUACUACCAGCCGUUUUCCAACCAAAACCCCGUCCAAAAUUUCGACACGGUUUUUGUAUACAUUUAUUCUACGAUGAGUGUAUGUUUAAUAUUGAGAUCACAAUACUUUCGGCUGUAAGAAGGCGCAGCCGCACUAGAUACCUUACUCUGCUGUAUGCAAUACUCGAAACCCCCAAAACCAUCCUCCGGACCGGGCAGGGGUUUCCGCUGACCGACCGGGCAGCCGUUUCCGCCAACCCUGUUGACGAUGUGAUAACAAUGCAAAAUUGUUAAGUUUUUUUUUUUUCAUUUUUUAAAAGUGAAAUUUACUUCUGUUUGCCCUUGGGCACAGGAGGGUUGGAAUUUUGGACACAUAGUGGAUGAUAUAUGCUGAGAGGACAAUUUCUUCACGUUUUAUCAAGAAACAUCUGAUUUUAACAGUUGUGACGUCUUGCACUUAGAACAUGAGAAUAUAGCAAAUAUGUGAAACUUACUACUUACUUCGAAUCAACCAUAUGGCAAACCUAUCACUGUAACAUGUGGGAGAUUCUCUGCAAACUUGUUGCUGUUUUGUUUAACCAGACAGAAAUGAAGAUUACAAUUUGACCAUUUUGUCGGGUAAGGGGGACCUGUCUGAAAACAGGUAAAAAAAUAGCUGAAUGUACCUUCCCUACCUUAAACAAAUAAAGUGAACGUGAAGUC
This is a messenger RNA of Branchiostoma floridae (Florida lancelet), 4182 nucleotides long. RefSeq names its product SET and MYND domain-containing protein 5-like. The record is from RefSeq and is a predicted model, not a curated record. The coding region runs from base 27 to 1286 and encodes 419 amino acids. Gene Ontology annotation, molecular function: protein binding; histone H4K20 methyltransferase activity. The transcript has 13 exons. Lineage: Eukaryota; Metazoa; Chordata; Leptocardii; Amphioxiformes; Branchiostomatidae.